Messenger RNA from Soboliphyme baturini, 474 nucleotides. The record is from the annotation of a GenBank genome assembly. NCBI's taxonomy places the organism in Eukaryota, Metazoa, Nematoda, Enoplea, Dioctophymatida, Soboliphymatidae.
AUGCGACCGUCUUGCAAACCAUAUAGCCCUAAUAUUUAUAAAUAUGAGCAAACGUGUUUCGAGUCAGCAUUAAUUGUAGUCAGCAUAACCUUUUGUUUCAUUUCAGCUGAUUGCCGUUCUCAAAUUCAGCGUGCUCGUUACGAGGCCGGCAAAUGGAAGUACCGAUACGGAUAUGACAUCACCGGUGAUCUGCUUGCAAGGCGGCUGUCAGACAUUAAUCAGGUGUACACUCAAAACGCGGAAAUGCGACCUCUCGGUUGUUCGAUGGUACUGAUCGCGUACGAUGACGAAAAAGGUCCCUUAAUCUACAAGACGGAUCCAGCCGGCUUCUUUUGCAGUUUCAGAGGAAUCGGUGUUGGACCAAAGCAACAUCAGGCGAACAGCUUCCUGGAAAAGAAGAUCAGGAAGAAGCAGGACUUCGAUGAACAAGAGACGAUUCAGGUAAGGGUUCAGUCGGGUAACCAGGUCGCAUAA